This is a messenger RNA of Triticum turgidum subsp. durum (durum wheat), 1398 nucleotides long. NCBI's taxonomy places the organism in Eukaryota, Viridiplantae, Streptophyta, Magnoliopsida, Poales, Poaceae. The record is from the annotation of a GenBank genome assembly.
AUGUCGUUCCGCAGCAUAGUUCGUGAUGUCAGGGACGGUUUCGGCAGCCUGUCGAGGCGGAGCUUCGAGGUGACCAUCUCCGGCCUGUCCGGCCUCACCGGGCACCACAGGGGCAAGUGCCAGAGCACGGUGCACGAGCUCCGCGACGCCGAUCUCAUAGUCCAGGAGAGCCGCUGGGCCAGCCUCCCUCCCGAGCUCCUCAGCGACGUGAUCCGGAGGCUGGAGGCAAGCGAGAGCACCUGGCCGUCGCGCAAGCAUGUGGUGUCCUGCGCCGCCGUUUGCAAGGCGUGGAGGGAGAUGUGCAGGGAGAUUGUGACGAGCCCGGAGUUUUGCGGAAAGCUCACCUUCCCCGUCUCUCUGAAGCAGCCUGGCCCUCGAGAUGGAAUGAUUCAAUGUUUUAUAAAGCGAGAUAAAUCAAAGUCUACUUAUCAUCUCUACUUGUGCCUGACUAAUGCGGUACUUGUGGAGAAUGGCAAGUUCCUCUUGUCUGCUAAAAGGAUCCGCAGGACAACCUGCACCGAAUAUGUUAUCUCAAUGGAUGCUGAAAACAUCUCAAGAUCAAGCAGCACCUACAUUGGAAAACUGAGUGAAACCAACUUUCUUUUCAUUUCCAGGUCAAACUUCCUCGGCACAAAAUUCAUAGUAUAUGACACGCAGCCCCCCUACAAUGGGGCUUUAGUUCCUCCGGUUGGACGGAGUAGCCGGAGAUUCAACUCUAAGAAAGUGUCUCCCAAGGUGCCAUCCGGCAGCUACAACAUAGCUCAGGUGUCUUACGAGCUAAAUGUUCUUGGCACGAGGGGCCCUAGGCGGAUGAACUGCAUCAUGCACUCCAUACCGGCCUCAUCGGUCGAGCCCGGCGGCAUAGUCCCUGGGCAGCCUGACCAGAUCAUGCCCCGGGCUCUAGAGGACUCGUUUCGCAGCAUGAGCUCCUUCUCCAAGUCAUCCAUCAUGGACCGGUCCACGGAUUUCAGCAGCUCCCGUUACUUCAGCAGUUCCCGGUUUCUGUCCGACAUUGCCGGAGGCGCCGCCAUAAGCCGUGACGAAGACGGAGAGAAGGAGAGGCCGCUGGUGCUCCGCAACAAGGUUCCGAGGUGGCACGAGCAGCUGCAGUGCUGGUGCCUCAACUUCCGCGGCCGCGUGACCAUCGCCUCGGUGAAGAACUUCCAGCUGAUCGCGGCGCCGAGCCAGCCCCCGCCCCCCGCCACGGGGGCGGGGGCGCCGGCCCCGGCCCCGGCCCCGUCGCAGCCCGCCCCGGCGCCGGAGCAGGACAAGAUCAUCCUGCAGUUCGGCAAGGUGUCCAAGGACAUGUUCACCAUGGACUACCGCUACCCGCUGUCGGCGUUCCAGGCCUUCGCAAUGUGCCUGAGCAGCUUCGACACGAAACUGGCCUGUGAAUAA